Drosophila innubila is the source of this 309-nucleotide messenger RNA. RefSeq lists its product as uncharacterized. The transcript is spliced from 2 exons. The record is from RefSeq and is a predicted model, not a curated record. Bases 5 to 265 code for a protein of 86 amino acids. NCBI's taxonomy places the organism in Eukaryota, Metazoa, Arthropoda, Insecta, Diptera, Drosophilidae.
CGCGAUGGCGACAUCAGCAAAGACCCCGGAACUAUUGGCGGACGAUGUUCAACUGCCCAAGGAGCAGCCACCCUCCGAGUUCUUUGAGUCGAAAACUUUUCGUCUGAUCUCAAUUUUUAUCUAUUUGAGCGGCAUCAGUGGCCUGGGCAUGGCCCUGGCCUUCUACUAUCUCAUCUUCUUUGACUCUCGCAUGCCGGACAUACAUCUCAAGUUUCCUGUCUCAAUCGGCGGUCACCCGGUGCAGAAAGUGCACGAGUACCAGUGAAGAACCGCUGGCACAGUCAGACAAAAUUGUGAUACCCGAAAAAA